AUGACACUAAGAGACAAGGGAGAGCCUGAUAUUGAACCCGUGCAGUUCCAUAGCGCCAAGGAACUGGACGCUGACUUCGCUUCCAUGCUGGCAGUAUAUCGAGACAAGGAAACAGAGCACAACUGGGAGUCGAGAGACAAGUCGGUUACGCGCCUUCGAGCUAUUUUACGAGGAGACUCGAAUGAAAAGUUCCAUGACAACUUGUUACUCGGGUUUCGACAAAUGGUGGAUGGCAUUAUCAAAGCUGUGGAAAGUUUACGUACAUCGCUUGCAUUGAAUGCUCUUACACUGGUUGGAGAAAUCGGCAUUUAUCUUGGACGAUCCAUCGAUCAUUACAUCUAUGAGCGACUUGCAGAUUGUUUGGUGCGAUGUUCAACAACAACCAAAAAAGUGAUUGCUUCAGCAUCUCUCAAAGCAACGACGACCUUUUUACGACAUGCAACAUAUUAUCACAAGGUCAUGAAUAUGCUCGCUAUUUCGAUGAAUGAAAAGAACAACCAGGCACGCGACUUUACAAUCACCUACGUCAAAACAAUCCUUCAAUCACACGCACAUCGAGAUCAUACACGAGCCAUCAUGGAUCGAUCCGGCAACACGGAGAUCAUGGUCAAGAUACUCACCAAGGGUAUAAAUGAUGCGACACCAUCGGUCAGAGAGAAUUGUCGAGAAGCGUUUUGGAUAUUCUGGGAAUAUUGGAGAGAACGUGGUGAAAAUAUUCUCAAAAAUUUACAGCCGCCAGCAAGGAAAGCAUUGGAAAAGUCAAAAGCAGCAGCUCUUGCAUCAGCAUCAAAGCAACGAGGUCUACGAAGUCCAACGAAUUCGAGCAGCUCUCUAGGAUCACAUCGCAACAUGGGUGAUGCGCAUGACUCUGUAUCGCCAUCUUCAUCCAGUGCAUCCAAUGGAUCUGGUACAUCAAACGAGCAGCAUUCUCAUCAUGACAUACCCCGAACAAUCACUCGUUCAAUAUCACCAAGAGCUUCAUCACCAUCCAUUCGAAGCACGUCACCCCAUUUAAUGCGUUCAACUUAUGGAUCACCACCACCUGUGCCAUCACAACUUCAUGCAUCCUAUAUGGCACCACCCACAUCUCCUCCGCCACCACCCGCCACAAACGCCACUCGAAAGACACGUGUACCCGGCUUAUCUCGGAAAAAGUCGACUAUUGGAUCCGGCGCCAAACGCAAAUUGAGUCUCAUGUCCAUGUUGACCCAUGAUGAUUUAUCAAUGCGAUGUGAUGGAUUACACAUGUUGGCACGCAAAUUGGCUAGUCAUCCUUACAGCACCAUUCAUGAUCUUUCGGGUAUCCAUAUUGACAGUUCUUCGGGUGCAGUCGAUGGUCCAAAGUUGAAGGAGGUUGUUUGGGGGAUGUUUCAAGAAGACAAUGUGCGUUUGUAUGAGACAUUAUCCUCAUGGGAAGGAGUGGCUGGUCUAUUGAUGAAAUUGGUUCCUUUCGACGAGUAUAUACCCAAGCUGAUUUUGGAUGCGUCGGCAGAUGCUGUUUCUCUCAAGACCGAAGAUGACAUUACCAAGUUUGAAUUCGCCAAUCAAGCCUUCAAAAAGGUCAAGAUAUUCUUACGACGACAUGAUCCUGAUCUUGCUGAACGACUCUUUGCCGCAGUGGAUGAAGUUGGGGGCUUAGGUUCAAGUACACCAUCGCUAAGACGGCAAGCAAGCAACAUGAUGAUGAUGAUGGGUGGUAAGAAAGAUCCAAUGCGGCAACCAGCUGUACGUCGCAAACUCACCAGCCGCUAUCUCGAAUGGCUUGAUGAGUUGGUUAUGCCUAUCCUUGGCUUGGAUGUCAACACCAAUGAAGAAUCGGAGGCCGAUUUAGCAGCAGCAGCUGAAUGGAUUGGAGAUGUACCUGACAACGUGGCCUCAACAUGGUUCGAUUCGGAUGCACAUGUACGACAAUGCCUAGCAAAAUUGUUACCCCCUGUCAGCACAUCAGCGCCUGGUUCUAUUGUUCAUACACCCUUGGUUUCACUUGUUGCUCAUUUACGUCUCGUCAACCAAAAGCUAUUUGAGAUUGCCGCUUCAGCGUAUGACACAUCCACAGUCAACAAGAUCAGCCGAGUGCUUGGUAUCCAUAUUCGAGCUAUUCCUGAUUACGUGUGUCAAGCAGCACCGAUUGAUCAUGAACCAGAACAAGUCUCAGAUGUUGAUGAUGAUCUACAAUUGGAAGAACAACAACCUAUUCAAGAUGAAGUGGAAAUGGCAUCUGUUACAUCACAUGAUCCAGUGGCAACUGAUACCAGCCCGGCAACAACACAAGAUACACCCAAUUCGAUACCGCAGCAAUCACCCAUCAAUGAAACGAUCCCAACUUCACCAGUAGUUACCCAGCCAACCAUUUAUAAUGAAACAGCAUCUCGCCAUCACCAUGACAACGACACCCUGGAAUUAGAUUCACAAGUUACUUCUUCACCUCCUCCACCACCUCCUAUUUCUCAUGAGCCUCAUUCUCCAUCCGUGGCACCACCACCACCACCACCACCAUCUCAACCUGUCAUGGAAUCGAUGCCGGAUACCCCAGCAGCCGAAGAGCCCAUUAAAUCACCCAUACCACCUUACCCCACUGAAUCUGUUCCUGAACCAGAGCCAUCACCAGAGCCAAGUAGACCAUCUCCCACUUCAUAUGCCCCUCCUCAUGAUACACCAACAACCUCAGCUUACAAUACUGCCUCCGACAUGACAACCACCACCACCAAUGGAAUGCACAUGGAUGAUCUUACAAUUCCUAUUUCUGCACCAUAUCACAAUGACACACCAGCACAUCCACUCGUUCCAAAUAAUCACAAAGCAGACGAUAUGCCACGUACGGAUGCUCCCAUUAAUGGAAUACUCACUCACCAUCACGAUGAUAUCCAUCGUCAGCAUCAAGGAUUGAAUGGCUUAAUGGCACACAAUUCAUCACUACACCAUGAAGACUUUGAUCAUUCGAGAAAUAUUGAUUUUGCGCCUAAUUCGCUUAAUGAUCGAUCGAGUGUUUCGGGCAGUGAAGCAGGUCUUGUAUCCUUGGAUUCAGCCACAUCACCAACACCACCACUACCACCAUCGAGACAUCAGCAUGCCACACGACCCACCAUCAGCACUGAAACAAGCAACAACAACAACAACAACAAACCCCCUCGUCGUAUUCAAGGCACAAUGACACAUGUUCCAUACUUUGCACCCAAGCAAGUGGAUGAUCCUUUGCCUGUAUUUGCCGAGAAUAAGCGAUCGGAGGCGAAUGUAGCAGCAGCAGGCCGUGGUGGCAAAGAUAAGACAGCGACAUUGUAUGCUAUGGUGGAUAAGCUCAAAUCGGCAUCGGCUGACAAUGGGACCUUCCGUAAGUUGGCGCGCUUGGCACGUGAAGCAUCCAUCAUCCAACCAUGGGAUCAAGGUGGUGCCAAUGAAGCAUACAGUGAGGUGUGGGCAGGUGCUGAUAACAAUGGUGGUAAUUUUGUGGAGCUCAUGCAAGGCAUCUUUAUCUACCUUGGUGAUGGCGGCAAUGAUCAUGGUUGUAGCAAAACAGUAUCGAUGAUUACCGUUUUGGAUCUCAUACGUCAGCUGCUGGUUACUCAAGUGGGAUUAUUCAAGUAUUACGAACGUAAGGUGGAUGCUCAAGGCAUGAGUCUAGAAGCACGAUUGACUGAAAGAUUAUUGGUUGUGCGAGCCAAUGAUGAUCCCUCGGUAUCAACGGGUGCUGAGGAUGCCCUGGAUACAUUAUUGAGCGUAUUGGAGCCACACAAUGCUUUUGACAUGAUGAUCGCCUAUCUCAUACAUCGGUUGAUCCUAGCCCCGUCAUCGGAAGAUCAGAACAAUCAAUCGCGGUAUCACCCCGUGGGGACAGCAUUUACAUAUUUGGGUAAAUGCGUAAGGGAGGUUAGCGACACAUUCUUUGUCGACGAAUGGCUUUCUCAAGGUGGUGCCAUGGUGUUCAUCAGGGGCAUGAACCAUCCCAUGAUUCACGUACGCAAAUCAACUGUAGAGUCUAUUGUCGAAUUUCAAUCAAUAUUGGGCGAUGACAUUUAUCAAUUCUUGGACGAUCUACGAGCAGAUCAGGCAAAUUUAGUCAAACAUUACGUUUCUCGGGCUGUAAAGCAACGCUCAAGCCAUAGCAGUUUCACCCCUCCUAGCCAUCAGCUUUGA
This is a messenger RNA of Lichtheimia ornata, 4131 nucleotides long. RefSeq lists its product as uncharacterized. Gene Ontology annotation, cellular component: spindle microtubule; mitotic spindle; mitotic spindle midzone. Gene Ontology annotation, molecular function: microtubule binding. The coding region runs from base 1 to 4131 and encodes 1376 amino acids. Gene Ontology annotation, biological process: mitotic spindle assembly. NCBI's taxonomy places the organism in Eukaryota, Fungi, Mucoromycota, Mucoromycetes, Mucorales, Lichtheimiaceae. The record is from RefSeq and is a predicted model, not a curated record. The transcript has 7 exons.